AUGGCCAUUGCCGCAGCAGCAACAGCGACAGUGACAAUGGCGCUGGCGAGGCCAACGUCUAAUGUGUUGCUGACAAGACACAGGGCUAGGUGGGUCUUCACUCCAUUUGCUGUUUCUUCUUCCUUUACUUCGUCUUCUUCUUCUUCAAAGCCUUCAAGAGCUCUCAUUCUCUACUCCAAGCCCGGGUGCUGUUUGUGCGAUGGCCUCAAAGAAAAACUUCAGGCUGCCUUCUUACUCGCUGGCCCUGAUUCUCUUCACGACGUUGAUUUACAGAUAAGGGAUAUUACGAGCAAUUCAGAGUGGGAAAUAGCUUACCAGUAUGAGAUACCAGUGCUGGCUAGAGUGCUUUCUGAUGGCACUGAGAAUACCGCUAAUUUCACAUGUUGA
This is a messenger RNA of Prunus armeniaca (apricot), 387 nucleotides long. Lineage: Eukaryota; Viridiplantae; Streptophyta; Magnoliopsida; Rosales; Rosaceae. The record is from the annotation of a GenBank genome assembly.